Puntigrus tetrazona (Sumatra barb) is the source of this 2117-nucleotide messenger RNA. Its product is annotated as mannose-1-phosphate guanyltransferase alpha-B. Gene Ontology annotation, biological process: biosynthetic process. NCBI's taxonomy places the organism in Eukaryota, Metazoa, Chordata, Actinopteri, Cypriniformes, Cyprinidae. The record is from RefSeq and is a predicted model, not a curated record. Bases 242 to 1510 code for a protein of 422 amino acids. The transcript has 12 exons. Gene Ontology annotation, molecular function: transferase activity. Gene Ontology annotation, cellular component: cytoplasm.
CACUGUAUUGAAUGGAUUAAAAGAAACUGGUCGGUUAUGCUUGAAGUUGAACAAGUUUUAAAGUUUUCAGAAAACAACUCAAUUAGACGCAGAUUUUUAUUUCGUAAAUAACACCGUUAACAAUUUAUUUUCCUAGACAGACUUACAUGCAGUAAUAAUAAAAAACUAGACGUGAUAUAAUAAUCAGCGUACUAAAACGGUAUUAAUCGUCGUAAAGCGCGAGCUGCCUCAUAACUGAAACAUGCUAAAAGCGAUUAUCCUAAUUGGGGGUCCUCAAAAAGGUACCAGGUUCCGCCCCCUGUCAUUCGAGGUGCCCAAACCACUGUUCCCAGUGGCAGGAGUUCCCAUGCUGCAGCAUCACAUAGAAGCCUGUGCACAAGUUCCUGAUAUGAAAGAGAUCAUACUAAUAGGUUUUUAUCAGCCCAACGAUGAGCUAAACCGCUUCAUUUCUUCUGCACAACAGGAACUUAAAAUCCCAAUAAGGUACUUGCAGGAGUUCGCCGCCCUUGGUACAGGCGGUGGGAUCUAUCACUUUCGUGACCAGAUCUUGUCUGGGGGUCCUGCUGCAUUUUUCCUCAUGAAUGCUGACGUGUGCUCCGAGUUCCCCUUGCAGGAAAUGCUCCGGUUCCACCGUCAGCACGGCGAGAAUCAUUGUGGAGUCUUACUUGGAACUACAGCCAAUAGAACACAAUCUCUAAACUACGGCUGCAUUGUGGAAAACCAUGAGACAAAUGAGGUGCUCCAUUUUGUGGAGAAACCCAGUACUUUUGUAAGUGACAUUAUCAACUGUGGGAUCUAUUUGUUCACUCCGGAUAUUUUUGGCCAUAUUGGGGUGGUUUUCCAGAGGAACCAGCAGGAGAGGAUCCAGGAAGAACUCACUAAUGGCAAGCAGAUGCCAGAGGUGCUUCGGCUAGAACAGGACAUCUUUACAACCCUAGCAGGACAGAAAAAACUCUUUGUCUACAAAACACAGCAUUUCUGGAGUCAGAUCAAGUCUGCAGGGUCAGCAAUAUAUGCUAGUCGUUUGUACCUCAAGCAGUAUCAUCAGACACAUCCUGAAAGACUGGCUACAAACCAACAUGGAACCCCCAAAAUAAUCGGGGAUGUUUAUAUACACCCUACAGCAAACAUCGAUCCCUCUGCUGUGUUGGGUCCUAAUGUUUCCAUCGGCAAAGGGGUGACAAUUGGAGGAGGUGUAAGAGUGAGGGAGUCCAUUAUAUUACAUGGAGCCAUGUUACAGGAUCACUGUUGUGUGUUGAACAGUAUUGUUGGAUGGGACAGUACAGUGGGGAAAUGGGCAAGAGUAGAAGGGACUCCGAGUGACCCCAAUCCCAACGACCCGUAUGCCAAGAUUGACAGCGAGACUCUGUUCAGGGAUGGAGGUCUAACCCCAUCCAUCACCAUUCUUGGCUGCAAUGUGAAUAUUCCAUCGGAGGUCAUCAUUCGAAACUCUAUCGUCUUACCUCAUAAAGAUCUCAACAGGAGCUUCCAAAACCAGAUCAUCCUAUAGAAGACUGUCUUUCUGAAUAAACACUGAACAUUGGGUCAUGUAGAAAGUAUAUAGUCUAAAGAUUGCACAAGUAUUGUUUAUUGUUUAUCGUUAUUUAAUGUUUAAGUAUUUGAUGAGAAAAUGAGAGCCCACUUAUGCGGUUUGUAUUAUAGGGGGAACAAUAUGAUUCAAUGAGAUAUUAUAUUUUGUAUUUCAUAUAAAAAAGUUGAUACACCAGCCUUAUGCACAUACAGAUUAUAAUACAACACUAGAUUUUACUUUUAUUUUUGUUUUAUUACAGGAAUCACAUAUUUGUAAUUGCCUUUUGAGUAAAAUUAAGAAUGAGACAGAAACUGACAGAUAUGAAGACAUUUUUUUGGCAGGAAUGGAAAAGAUAAGGUUUAGUUUUUUUAACAAAAGAGAGAAAACAAACCAAAAAAAUGUUUUAAGAGUUUUAUGUUUGUUCCUGAAUUAUUUCUGUUCUCUGUUGCAACCAUGUAUUAAAAUCAUCUAGCAACAGAAAAACAGAAACAGAACAUUUGGAGUUUUAUGACAAACUGACAAGUACCCUGUGAGCGCAAAUUGAGCCUAAUGCGUCUGUUUUAAUUAAAAGAUUAGAAGAAUUUAA